CUUCCUCGUCAGAUACAGCUCGAAGCUUCAGCCCUACAGCCGAUUUUGCAAGUACACUGAAUUGGUCGCUACUUUAUAGGAUCGUGGUUCAAAAUGGAGAUCAGAGAGAAGAUGGACACCGUGAACCGUCCCGAUGAGUGGAUGAUCGAGCAGGGCAUGGCCGGCCACAAACUGCCCAUCCUCGACCAGACCGGGCGCGAGACCGUCCACCUGUACCCUCCCGCCCCGAUCAAGAUUUCCCAGAAUAAAGAGGCAAUCAAGGCGGUGGGAGAUCGCAAUAAAUUGUUCGCUCGCGAGCGGGAAGGCUGGGUUGGAUACGUCGAAUGGGAGAAAUACCCGGAAAAGAAGGCCAAGGCCCACCAGAUUUUGACCUCGCAGACCUUCCCCGAGUGUCCCGAUUAUCAAUUCGGGCCUAUCCCGGGCACCAAUCCCGUGCUUCCGGGCGACGACUUCAAAGCCUGGCAUGCGGCGAUCGGCGGCGAGCUGACCACCGUGGCCGACGACUCGUGGAAGACGGUGUUGCAGGAGAAGCAUCCCGACAUGCUGCACCUGCUGCAGUUCCCGUACAACGGCGAGCCGCCCAAGCGCCUCACGACCGCGAAGCCUAUCACCCCGAACUCGCUGCACUUCGUGCGCAAUCACGGCGGCAUCCCGCUCAUCGACAAGGAUAAGUUCGAGCUGACGCUCGACGGGCUCGUCAAGAACCCGAAGAAGUACACCCUGGACGAGAUCAUGGAUGAGACCCGGUUCCCACGCGUCGAGAAGACGAUCACCAUGCAGUGCUCGGGCACUCGUCGGAUCGAGCAGAUCGCGCUCUAUCCCGGCCAGGGAGAUGAGGUGCCGCAGGCGCCGUGGGCCGAGGGGGCGAUCGGCACGGCCCGAUAUGUCGGUAUCAGUCUCAAAAAGCUCAUCAAGGACUGCGGGGGCCUCGUCGACGGGGCCAAGCAUCUCGAGUUCUACGGCGCGGAGACGUACGUCAAGGACCUGGAGGUCAUGAACUAUGUGGUCAGUGUGCCCUGGUCCAAGGUCAAGGCCAACGAGGUCCUGCUCGCCUGGGAGAUGAACGGAGAGCCGCUGCCCAAGAUCCACGGGUACCCAUUGCGCGUCAUGGUCCCGGGGUAUAUCGGGGCCCGGUGUGUCAAGUGGCUUUACCGCGUGAAGGCGAUCGAGACCCCCUCGCUCGCGCCGGUGCAGGCCAGAGAGUAUCUGUACUUCAAUCAGCAGAGUGGCAAGCAUAACCAGCGGCCCAUCGACGGCAUCCAGAUCCAGGAGAUGCCUGUGAGCUCGGCGAUCAUGUCCCCCUGGCAGCAUCAGGUCAUCAUCCACAAUGGCUCGAUCGAAUGCAAAGGCUGGGCUUACAGCGGUGGUGGCCGCUGGCCCGAGCGCGUCGAGUUGUCGGCUGAUGGCGGGUUCACCUGGUAUGCAGUCCCGCAGGAGCGGCUGUCAAAGAAGGGCAAGUGGACCUGGCGGACGUGGGAGAUGGAUCUUCCUUGCGAUGCUGAAGGAUGGAUUGAGAUUGUCUGUCGUUGCUGGGAUAAUGCUCUGAACACACAGCCGAUCGGCAUUCGUCAGACUUGGAACUGGGGUCUGCAUGUCACGUCUUCCGCGCAUCGAAUCAAGAUAUACAGUAUCAAUAAGACGCGGGAGCUGACCAGGAAGCGUUUGGAGAAGUUUGAGCAGAUGGGGAUUCCCUUGGCUCCGAUCACUCGCUAUGAUGCCGUGUCAAGCCUGACUGAUGCGGAACUUGAAGAGUAUUGGAAGAUUUAUCCUCGCGACGUUGAUGAGUAGGAGAUGUGGGCGGAGAAAAGAAGCAUGGAAGGACGCUGCCUAUCUGGGCGAAGGUGAAGCCGAGAAAAAGCGCGUAGUGCUGAGAUUCUGCCGAUCGGAGAUGUUCUGUGCGGGUUGAGAGCGGUAGGAGUAUGCCCAAUCAGCAGCCAGUAACUAUCGGGCCUGAAUACGUGAUUUCCACUUGAAAACUGCCCUAUCACAGAACAGGGAUCCCGUGACCUCUCCAUCUUGUCUCUGACUAUGCAUUUGCUCGCUCAUCUGUUUGACCAUGAUCUCUACAUAAUCGCACCUUUAUUAUAGGGCCAGGUUGGGCAUGUUAGACGCUUUGUCGUUAGUGCGAUUGCAG
Aspergillus homomorphus CBS 101889 is the source of this 2134-nucleotide messenger RNA. RefSeq names its product sulfite oxidase. Gene Ontology annotation, molecular function: molybdenum ion binding; oxidoreductase activity. Gene Ontology annotation, cellular component: mitochondrion. The transcript has 2 exons. The annotation marks the transcript as partial. NCBI's taxonomy places the organism in Eukaryota, Fungi, Ascomycota, Eurotiomycetes, Eurotiales, Aspergillaceae. The record is from RefSeq and is a predicted model, not a curated record.